AUGAAGGACGGGAAAGACGAGAAAAGCAUCGUGCCACCACGGAUUGUUGUCUCGGACGAGUCAUCACUCCCAUUGACAACUCGUCCAUCAAUCGCGUCCAGCGAAGCCAGUGCUGUCAUCAGGACCAGUGUACACAACAGCCAAUCCUAUCAUGCCAGUGUGAAUCGAUCGAGAGCAGUACGUGUGUCCUUCUUGCUGGUUGCUGCUUACAUAAUUUGCUGGUUACCGUACAAUUUGCUGAGUCUCGUUCACCUCAUCGACAAAGAACUUUUCAGUAACAGUUUCAUCAAGUUUUAUUUUCUUCACGAGUUCAUGGUGUUCAACUCGGUCGUCAACCCGUACCUCUACGGCUUGUUUAGCCGUUCAGACAAAAUACGAAGACGAAAUCACGAUUAA
This is a messenger RNA of Cooperia oncophora, 396 nucleotides long. The record is from the annotation of a GenBank genome assembly. NCBI's taxonomy places the organism in Eukaryota, Metazoa, Nematoda, Chromadorea, Rhabditida, Trichostrongylidae.